AUGGGUCGACGAAAGCAAGCGAAACCUAUCAAAAGGACCCCAGAAGAGUAUGAAAUCGCUGAAAUGGAGCCGUCUGCGAAGAUGGCCAAGGAGACUUCGGCCACACAACAUUCCGCAGCUAUUACUGUAACUGUUCCCACACAAGAUGAUGCCGAGUUAUCGCCUUCGUGUUCCAAAGAUCCGGCAUCGACCGAUCCGACUUGGAACGCUGAAUCAAUAGCAGUAUCUGCUAAAAAGCCUUCCACGAAUCCUCUGCUGAUGCUGGAAAAAUCACUGAAGCGCUUCGAACCACGAAAAUCGCAGCCAGAUGCUGCAACGCUAAUCUUCGUGAAGACCCACCACCACACACCACCAUCUCGUCAGAUCAGAAGACCUCGGAACCAAGCCCCUGGCCGUAGCGAGGAUACGCGAUUGACGACAGGCCCCGCCCUAUCGCAGCAGUCGCAUCGUAGCGCACGACACGCGGCAGCGAAGCUUUAUAAUCCUGCGCCCAUCGAAAAGCGCAGUGAGCGACUAACUCCGGCAUUCGCAACAAUUCAUGGACCCGGACCACAAAUCCCGCGCAUGUCCACCAACCAGGGUUCUGGGUCAACGCAUCCCAGUGGCCAUUCUACUAAUCAAGGAAGCUCGUAUGGGCAACAGUGA
Molecule: messenger RNA, 645 nt
Organism: Ostertagia ostertagi
Lineage: Eukaryota; Metazoa; Nematoda; Chromadorea; Rhabditida; Trichostrongylidae
Source: the annotation of a GenBank genome assembly